AUCUCAAUUCAAACCCCCCCUCUCUCUCCCUCUCUCUCUUCCCCAUCUUCUUUCUGAGUCCGUGUUUUUCUUCGGAGUGAUAUAUAAAUUGUUUUGAGAUUUCAGACAAGGUGUGCGUGGAACGCGAAGGAUUUCGUUGUUUUAUUACAGUUUUGAAUUGCGGCUUUGAUGGAGAGACUGGCAUCUUCGGCGGCAACAACGUCAUGUCAAGAGCGUUAUGUGAGCUGGGAAGAGGUUUUCGUAUCGGUGGAUAAGGGAAAAAGGGAGGUUCGUUAUUAUCUUAAAAAAAGAGGUGGUGGUUCGGAUCUGGCACUCAUAGGUAAAGAGAAGAGUUCCAGGCAUAUGUCUUAUCACUACGCUAUAAGAAACUCUUCCUUUGGUCCAUUUUUGAAACUCAAAUCGCGUAGAGAAGUUGUUGAUUGGAUGGAUUCAAUUGUUUCAGUUUGUUCUGCCAGCGAAGCGAAUAUGGUGGAAAAACAUAAUUAUGAACCUGAGAUUGAAAACUCAAAGGUUAAUCAAUUGCAGAAGCUGCGCAAUUGUACGAACGAAUUUGCAUGGUUAGGGUCACCUUGGACUUGUAGGAAAAGAAGAAAUCACUAUCAGGCAUUUAAGCGGAACGGUUUUCAGAUCUCUGUGUAUGAUUUUGUGUUUAUUUUAGCAGAAGAGAACAAACGUCUAGUUGCCUACUUGGAAGACCUGUACGAGGAUUCCAGAGGCAACAAGAUGGUUGUGGUGCGCUGGUUUCACAGAAUUGAUGAGGUUGGUAACUUUUUGCCUCACAAUUUUAGUGACAGAGAGGUUUUCUUUUCUCUUUAUCUUCAAGAUCUGAGUAUUGAAUGCAUAGAUGGUUUGACUUCCGUCCUCAGUCCACAGCACUAUGAAAAGUAUCGGAAUGAAGCUCGUCACACUCGUCAAGAACCAUUUAUGUGCAGCAAGCAGUAUGAUAACGACGAUGUCAAAUCCUUUGAUAUCACUCAACUUAAGGGUUAUUGGAAACAGGAAAUACUGAGGUACAUGUAUCCCAACUCUGACUCAAAGUCUAAUGGGAGUUCAGGGCGAUCAGAAGAUGGCCCAGAACUGGAACAAAACUUCCAGUCUACUCCUGGGAUCAGACCUAAGAAGAAGCAGCGUUUUACUAAAAUUGAUGGAAAAGAUGAGGUGGAUUUAAUUGCUCAUAAAUUGGGAAAUUUGAGUAAUAGUAAGAUUAAUACCAAAACCAGUAUGGGUAACAAUUCCGUAAAACUGGUUGGUUCCACCAUUUUGCCUACCAUCAUAGAGACAAAUGAACAUGCUUCACAGUAUUUAGCUGUUGGUUCCCAUGUUGAGGUCCUCUCACAAGACAGUGGGAUUACAGGAUGCUGGUUUCGAGCUUCUGUUAUCAAGAUGCACAAAGAUAAAGUGAAGGUGCAAUAUCGGGACAUCCAGGAUGCGGAUGAUGAAUCUAAGAAGCUUGAGGAAUGGACGAUAGCUUCUAGAAUUGCUGUACCUGAUGAUCUGGGUGUCCGAGUGCAUGAGAGAACCAAGAUCCGACCAGUGCCAGAGUCAGACAAAUGUGUAAUAUCUUUUGUGGGUGAUGUUGGUUACAUUGUCGAUGCCUGGUGGCAUGAUGGAUGGUGGGAGGGCAUUGUUGUUCAAAUAGAGUCUGAGGCUAAAUAUCAUGUUUAUUUCCCAGGGGAAAAGUUGGUGUCAAUUUUCAGUCCUGGUAACUUAAGGCAUUCUCAAGAUUGGACAGGGAAUAGGUGGGUAGAAGUGAGGGAAAGGCCUGAUCUUGUGACUUCUGUAUUAUCAAGCUUGGAGACAAAACAAAAUUCCAGCAAAUAUAAUGACAGUAAAUCAACUGUAGCAUCCAUGGGAGAUGCAAUACAAUCUAAGCAGACUGAUACUAACUUGGGUUCUGAAAGGGAUGGACUUCGAAAGCCUGAGUUAGUUCCAGACCUCUUCAAGGAUGUUAUGUUAUCUCAGUUAAGGUGGAAGUCAUCCCGGAAGAGGAAUCGAAGUGGUACCUCUCACCAGAAGCAACAGUGCAAUGACAGACACAGGAAAUUGUCCCUAAAGGUUCGGGAGUCAGAUUCUACUGAUACUUUUGUGAUUCCAGCUUCAUUGAAAGUUGACCAUGAUGACUGCAAAUACCCAGGAGAUCCAUCUAUUUUCAGUUCCUCGGUCGUGCCAUCUUUAACUAACAUGGUUAUGUGUAGGUGACUCCAUGUUGUUUUCUAUAGAAUGGUGUCUACUUUUCGGGUUAUCUAGUUUUUUCAUUCCAUUUAGCACAAACACUAUUUAUAUUUAAUCUUUAAACCUUGUGCAUCCAUUCGAUGCCUCUGUUUUUUUUUUCACCUUUUCCUCAUGAUUUCUUCUACAGUGUUUUUUCUAACUUAGAAAUUGUAUCUUAGGUUCUAGUCUUUUGUUUUCCCCUGUUUAUCUUGUUUGAGUUAUUCGUGGCAUCGGAGCUUCAUUUUUAUUUGGGUGCUUUGUAUCCAUUAGAAACCCAAGGAGGCAAGGAUGAUGCCUGUACCAGUUUUGGCAGGAAAGUGUAACUUAGUUGAAUAACCGAGGAUCGCUUUAGUUUUAAGAGGGUAGUUUUGCCCAUUUAUUUGCAGUCCAUAAUAUGUGUAACUUUGGCCAAUAAGAAUAUAUACUUUACCUUUCUUUUGCUUGUUUA
Messenger RNA from Cicer arietinum (chickpea), 2659 nucleotides. RefSeq lists its product as uncharacterized. NCBI's taxonomy places the organism in Eukaryota, Viridiplantae, Streptophyta, Magnoliopsida, Fabales, Fabaceae. Gene Ontology annotation, molecular function: chromatin binding. The record is from RefSeq and is a predicted model, not a curated record.